AUGAAUCCGAAAGGCUUGAUUUAUAGCUUUGUUGCAAAAGGAACUGUGGUUCUGGCAGAGCACACUCCCUACUCGGGAAACUUCAGUACCAUUGCUGUCCAAUGCCUGCAAAAGCUGCCUUCCAACAGCAGCAAGUACACUUACUCUUGCGAUGGGCAUACAUUCAAUUUCCUGAUUGACAGUGGAUUUGUUUUCCUUGUUGUUGCUGAUGAAUCGAUGGGAAGGAGUGUACCAUUUGUGUUUCUUGAGAAGGUGAAGGAUGACUUCAAACAACGUUAUGGUGAUAGUAUCAAGAGCAAUGAUCCACACCCUCUUGCCGAAGAUGACUAUGACGAUGAUGAUUUGUUUGAGGAUCGAUUUAGCAUUGCAUACAAUCUUGAUCGUGAAUUUGGGCCAAGGCUUAAAGAGCACAUGCAAUAUUGUAUGAACCAUCCAGAAGAAAUAAGUAAGCUGUCCAAAUUGAAAACUCAAAUAACAGAAGUCAAAGGGAUAAUGAUGGACAAUAUUGAGAAGGUUUUGGAUCGCGGAGAAAAGAUAGAAUUGCUGGUGGAUAAAACAGAAAACCUUCAGUUCCAGGCUGACAGCUUUCAAAGGCAAGGAAGGCAGCUACGUCGGAAAAUGUGGUUGCAAAAUCUUCGCAUGAAGCUGAUGGUUGGAGGAGUUGUUCUUAUCCUAAUUUGUCUCAUCUGGUUCGUUGCUCAUUGA
Molecule: messenger RNA, 705 nt
Organism: Fraxinus pennsylvanica
Lineage: Eukaryota; Viridiplantae; Streptophyta; Magnoliopsida; Lamiales; Oleaceae
Source: the annotation of a GenBank genome assembly